AAACACAACAGAACAAACUUCACUUUAAACUCAGCUCUGUCUUUUGGCUCCUGUCUGGACUCUGGGCCACCAUGGAGAAAUCCAUCCGCACAUUAUUACUGAUAUUAUCUCUGCUGUCCAUUCACACUCUGUGUGUGUACGGGGAGGGUUCUGCACUUUCGCCCAUCCAACUUGCUCCCGUCCCCUGUAAUGACAAAGCAGUGGAGAAGCUGUCUCGUCUGGCCAUCACUUACAUCAAUGAGGAUCGCACCGAAGGCUACAAAUUUGCACUCAACCGUAUUGCAAAUGUCCACCUGCAUGCUCAGGGCCCAGCAGGCAAUGUGUAUUACCUGGACCUGGAUGUCCUGGAGACCAAGUGUCACAUUGGCAGCUCAAAACCAUGGAAACGCUGUGACGUCAGACCAUUCAUGGAAACACAAAUCUCCGGCAACUGUAACACCACCAUCCUCCACACACCAGAUGGAUACUCCUACCUGUACAGCUACGAAUGUUAUCUUGUCCCAGAUCCCCCAGAGAAGCUCCAGCAGACCUGUCCAACCUGCCCUGUCCUGCUUCCCAUAGACAGCCCACAGGCAGCGACUGCUGCUCAGGUCACUCUGGCGUCCUACAAGAGACAGUCCGCACUGGGUGCACGGCUCGGGGUGAAGAGGAUCACCAGAGCUGCAGAGCAGGUUGUGCCAGUGAAAGCCAGCUUUGUGGAGUACACAGUCCAAGACUGUCCUGAGGGACUGACGGAGAGAGGCAGCUGCCAGCGACUGACAAUCGAGUCUGACACAGAGACUGCAGGUUUCUGUGUGGGAUCUGUGCAUGGAGACUUGAAUGUUCAUCCCGAUGUUCAGGUGUCCUGUGAGAUGUUCAAAGCACAGAACGUGGACAUCCUCAGACCAGUGCAGCCCCAAGGUCACGACCUCCCCAUAGACCCCGUGAUCCCAACCUUUCCUCCUCUCAUCGAUGACCCCGGAAAUGAUCCGCUGCCUGUUCCUUCUGACCCCACAGCACCCCCUGCUGUUCAACCAGUGCCAUUUGACCCCACGCCCAUUCUCCCUGCACCGUUUGACCCUACACCCUUUGACCCUUUGCCUUUUGACCCCCCUGUUGUUGUUAACCCCUCGAUUCCUCUCUCCUCAUCUUCCAGUGAGUCGGCUGAAGAUCUAAUAAACCAGCAGCAGUCACCACCAGGUGCCGGACCUUUUGCUUCAUCUUCUGAAGAGAUAGGAGGCCCCAUAGCGCUGAGACCACCCUUUGACUUCCACUACAAGAGGCCUGACCGCAAGAAACGGCAGGCCCUGAUGGAGACCUCACCCUCUCACAACCCCAUCUUCCUGUCUGAUUUCCCCAACGGGUCCUCUCCUUUCCGCUCCUGUCCUGGUCCUUCUCGAUACACCACAGUUUAACUGGUGCAGCCAGUGGGGACGUGGGCUGAUAAACAGCUCAGCUCACUGUCACUGGAGGCUUGUAAUAAUUUGUGCUAAUUAGAGGACUGCUGUCUCCUCUCAUUAGCCCCGAAAUCACCUCUCUGCUGCUUCUGUAAUACUGCUCCCAGAGUAACCAAAACUUGUAAAUGGUUUAAAAUACUUGAAUAAAUCUUGGUUUAAAGAA
This is a messenger RNA of Plectropomus leopardus (leopard coralgrouper), 1599 nucleotides long. RefSeq names its product alpha-2-HS-glycoprotein. Gene Ontology annotation, biological process: negative regulation of endopeptidase activity. Gene Ontology annotation, molecular function: cysteine-type endopeptidase inhibitor activity. NCBI's taxonomy places the organism in Eukaryota, Metazoa, Chordata, Actinopteri, Perciformes, Serranidae. The record is from RefSeq and is a predicted model, not a curated record. Gene Ontology annotation, cellular component: extracellular region.